AUGACCGUCCUCAUACAAACCCUUACAUCUACUCCCAUGACCAGCGCUGGUCUCUAUCUAGCGCUCAUUCUUAUUGUCUACUCUAUCUACCAACGAUAUCUACAUCCCCUUGCCAAAUACCCCGGUCCAUUCCUCGCAUGCCUGACCGACCUCUGGCAGGUCUACCAGUUCCUGACCCUCAAGCAGCCAUAUACCCUUACAGAGCUCCAUGAAAAGUAUGGACCAAUUGUCCGAUACGGACCAGACAAACUCAGCAUUACCCACGAGGGCGCCAUCCAAGCAAUCUAUCAGAAAGGUGGAAGAGGAAUGCCAAAGACGGAAUUCUACGACGCAUAUGGCGCAGCUCAUCCGAAUGUAUUCGGUAUGCGGGAUGAAGAACAACACUCCAUCCGGAGACGUCAUAUGUCUCAUGGCUUCUCCAUGAGCUACGUGAAAGAGAUGGAGCAAUACCUGGAUCUGAAUAUUCGAAUCCUGAGAGACAAGAUCAGGGAGCAUAGCUCUCAUAAUAGAGCAUUUGAUCUCAAAAAAGCUCUGCAUUAUUACGUGAUUGACGUCCUUGGUGAGCUGGCCUUCAGUCAAUCAUUUGGAAUUCAGGAGACGGAUGACGAGGCGCGAGUCCCGCCAGUCAUCGAACAUAGUCUGCUUGCGGCUGUUACUGGUGCUUGGCCUGCUAUGACGGCAACACUGAAGAAAUAUCUUCCACUUGUUCCAUACAAGCCACUUCAACAACUCUUUGCUGGCCGCAAAGCUUGUGCGGAUCUCGCGUCGGAGUGUGUUCGACGCAGGUUGGGGGAUUUCGGUGGAAAUAGGAUGUCUAAAAGUGACGAUAGGAAGGACAUCCUAACUAAUCUAAUAUUGGCUAAGCAUCCUGAUACUGGGGAACAUCUUACGCAGACGGAUCUUGAGACUGAGGCUUUUGGAUUCAUCAUCGCAGGGACACACACGACGAGCGCCACGACAACUCUGCUAUUUUACCACCUGCUUCAUAACCCUCGAUAUAUGGAGGAGUGCGUAAAGGAGAUUGAGACCAAUCUCCCCCACCUUACAUACGGAGAGACAGCAUAUUCUGUAUCUGCCGCAGAAGCUGCUCUACCGUUCUUGCGCAACUGCAUAAGGGAGAAUUUCCGAAUUACGCCGGUCUUCACGAUGCCUCUAGCUCGGAGGGUCAUGAGUCCAACGGGUGUGAUGAUAGACGGGCAGCAUAUACCACAAGGGACAUCAAUCGCCGUCUGCAACCACGCAUUCCAUCACAACCCUGACGUCUGGGGUGUUGAUCACAACAUCUUCAACCCGUACCGAUGGGAGAACACUGAGAUUGCUGCCAAGGCACGGCUAUUAAUGCAUUUUGGCCUUGGUGGACGUCAAUGUAUUGGGAAGACCAUUGCAAUGACGAAUAUUUAUAAAAUUAUGAGCACAUUGUUAACGGAGUUCAACUUCGAACUUGCUGAUAAGCAGGCUCAGAGAAAGGGCAUACCUGAAUUGAUUAGUGUUGGGAUUAGCGAUCUGAAGGAGCCAUUGAUGGUCAGAGCACAUGUGCGGAUGGAAAAGCCCGGUGUUCAGCACUUUGAGAAUGAUGGUGAUGGCGGUGGGGAUAUCGCCGCCAAAGGAAGAGAUCACAAUGAUUUGGAAGCUUUUGAUCGGUCGCAUGAUGAAAGUAUCAAACAUAGUGAAUCAGAUGCAUUGACGGAAGAUCAUCGUCAAUAUUUGAUUCAGAGAUAUGGGACAGUAGAACUGGACCCUAUCCCGGACAUGACUGAUGCUGAUCCCUAUAAUUGGCCGACAUGGAAGAAAAUUAUUAACUUAGCCCUUGUUGCGUUCCACGCUAUGAUGGCGACAUUUACAGCAUCUUCAAUCCAAUCCGCUUUCGUUGAGAUCGCAGAGGACCUUGGAGUCAGCGUACAAAGAGCAAGCUAUUUGACUUCACUAGUCAUUGCCAUCCUCGGGGGUGCGCCUCUUUUCUGGAUGCCAUUGUCCAACCGCUAUGGUCGACGUCCUAUUUUCUUGCUUUCGUUGCUUUGCAGUCUGGUUGCCAAUGUGGGCUGCGCCAAAAGUCCGUCGUAUGCGACCAUGGGAUUUUGCCGGGCCCUUGUUGCAUUCUUUAUAUGUCCUGCCGCUGCAAUUGGUAGCGCUGUGGUCGCCGAGACCUUUUUCAAGAAAGACCGCGCAAGAUGCAUGGGCGUGUGGGCUGUCAUGGUGACUUUGGGUGUACCGCUUGCGCCUUUGCUUUUUGGGUUCGUUACUAGUCGAGUGGGAUACAGGUGGAUCUACUGGAUAUUGGCCAUUACCAACGGCGUUCAAUUCAUCAUAUAUUCGAUCUUCGGCCAAGAAACUCUAUACAUCCGUGGCAGCGCUGCUAGUCACGUCAGUAACCCAACCCUUCGCCAACGAUUCCUUCAUGUGAAGCGCAUUGAUCCAGCGCCAUUGGAGAUAUGGGACUUUCUACGCCCCCUUGGUAUGGCAAUCCGACCCUGCAUUAUGAUUCCAGCUGCCGCAUAUGCGAUGAUAUUCCUCCUCGGUGGUAUCCUCCCCUCCAUUGAGAUGCCGCAACUCUUCCCCGAGAUGUUCGGACUUGAUUCAGAGCAGGUUGGCCUGCAGUUUAUCGCGAUGAUUAUCGGCUCUCUGCUCGGCGAUCAGGUCGGAGGAUUCUUAUCCGACCGUUGGAUGUUGUACGGGCAGAAGAAAACGCAGCGGCCAGUUGCACCGGAAUUCAGACUCUGGAUAAGCUAUCCAGGUAUUAUCCUGACGAUAGUUGGCGUCGUUAUCUUCCUUGUCCAGCUAGACCAUGCUUCAUCGCAAUGGAAUAUCACUCCGCUGGUCGGGGUCACCAUCGCGGCUGUUGGAAACCAAAUCGUCACUACCGUAAGCUUCACAUAUGCCGUGGAUUGUUAUCGAUCAGAAGCAGCAAGUGUUGGCGUUUUUAUCACAUUGGUGCGACAGACAUGGGGGUUUAUAGGACCAUUUUGGUAA
Molecule: messenger RNA, 2967 nt
Organism: Aspergillus welwitschiae
Lineage: Eukaryota; Fungi; Ascomycota; Eurotiomycetes; Eurotiales; Aspergillaceae
Product: benzoate 4-monooxygenase cytochrome P450
Exons: 7
Coding region: 1-2967 (988 amino acids)
Biological process (GO): transmembrane transport
Molecular function (GO): iron ion binding; heme binding; transmembrane transporter activity
Source: RefSeq, a predicted model, not a curated record